GCACCCACCUGUGCCACUCUGCAGUGUCACACACCUGUGCCCAGAAGUGCCACCUACCUGUGCCCAGCAGUGCCACCCACCUGUGCCCACCCACCUGUGCCCACCAGUGCCACCCACCUGUGCCACCCCACCAGUGCCCACCCACCAGUGCAGCCCAGCAGUGCUGCCAGUCAGUGCCACCAGUCAGUGCCCAGGGGUUAUGCCAGUCAGUGCCACCAGUCAGUGCCCAGAAGUGAUGCCAGUCAGUGCCGUCUAUCAGUACCCAUCAUCAGUGUCACCUAUCAGUGCCGCCUAUCAGUGCUGCCUAUCCAUGCCACCUCAUUAGUACUGCCUAUCAUUGCCCUUUAG
Molecule: messenger RNA, 348 nt
Organism: Staurois parvus
Lineage: Eukaryota; Metazoa; Chordata; Amphibia; Anura; Ranidae
Source: the annotation of a GenBank genome assembly